Messenger RNA from Amaranthus tricolor (Joseph's coat), 1267 nucleotides. RefSeq lists its product as uncharacterized. Gene Ontology annotation, cellular component: COPII-coated ER to Golgi transport vesicle; endoplasmic reticulum-Golgi intermediate compartment; Golgi membrane. The transcript has 5 exons. The record is from RefSeq and is a predicted model, not a curated record. The coding region runs from base 222 to 1031 and encodes 269 amino acids. Lineage: Eukaryota; Viridiplantae; Streptophyta; Magnoliopsida; Caryophyllales; Amaranthaceae. Gene Ontology annotation, biological process: endoplasmic reticulum to Golgi vesicle-mediated transport.
UUAACACAUUAUUAGAAGUAUUUGAUAAAAGAGGAAAUAUGAACUAUGAAAUGGGAUUUGGACGACAAAAUGAUGAAGCAAUGUGCUCCGACUUUUAGUUGACCGCGUCACAUAUUUAUUCACAUAUACUUCUGUUCUUAAUCUCGAAGAAAAGGCAAUAACCAGACAGGCGGACGCAUCUCUCUUGGCUUCUCCACCCUCGCGUGAUAUUGAUACUCAACAUGUACAAUAAUGUGGGAGUUCAGCCUGGGGGAAAUCAGCCUCCAUUCCCUCCCCAAGCUAGUCCAUUCGGGAAUGCAUUUUCUGGGGCCAGUUCUGGAUUGAUUCGUAGUGGAUUGAGUGCUUAUGGAGAGAAAAUAUUUGGCUCAAGUUCAGAGUAUGUGCAAAGCAAUAUAAGUAGGUAUUUUGCUGACCCGCAAUAUUAUUUCCAAGUGAACGAUGAUUAUGUGAGGAACAAGUUGAAGGUGGUUCUGUUUCCUUUCCUGCAUCGGGGACAUUGGACAAGGAUAACUGAACCAAUGGCAGGAAAAAUAUCCUACAAACCCCCAAUAUAUGACAUCAAUGCACCUGAUCUUUACAUUCCCACGAUGGCAUUUCUUUCCUAUGUUGUGCUUGCUGGAUUUUACCUAGGGUUGAAUGGAAAGUUUCACCCGGAGACAGUAAACUGGAUGCUUAUGAAAGGAUUGGUAGGCUGGGUUUUCCAAGUUAUACUGCUGAAAGUGUCAUUAAUGUCACUGAGCAGUGGCGAAACACCAUUGUUGGACAUCAUAGCAUACGCUGGUUAUGCGUUUACAGGCAUUUCUUUGGCUCUCUUCGGAAAACUGUUGUGGAGACACUCGUAUUAUAUUUUGUUACUCUCGAGCUGUCUUUGUAUGGGAAUGUUCUUGGUGAAGACGAUGAAGAGAGUUUUGUACGCUGAAGUGCGAAGCUACGACUCGGGCAAACAUCAUGUCCUCUUGCUCUUGAUUGCGUUGGCUCAAUUUCCACUCUACUUAUGGCUCGGAAACAUUACCGUCAACUGGUUGUUUUAACCUUGGCAUUACUUGUAUUAUGUAUAGGUUUGUCUAUGUGAUACAAACUCUCCUCUCUAGACUUAGAAAUUUGUUCUUGGUUGUGUUCUCAAUUUUGCUUUCUGAGGAAUAUGUUUGUAACUCUAAAAGGGUAAAUUAGGUGAUAUUUAUUGUUUAUAGGAUUUAACUAAAAAUUGUAGCAUGAGUAUUGUUGGUACAUCAUAGGUUUUGGUAAUUUAAAACUAGAUUUGCAGUUC